UACAUGGUAUUUCGACAUAAAUCAACCGUCAAACCUGUUUAGUUAGUUACAGUCAUUUAUAGUACUGUGAGUUGUUUUGUCAAAACUUAAUCUUUUUAUUUUGACCUAAAAUAGGGAACUUUUACCGAGUGGCAAACGUAUCCUGAAGUGUAACGAGAAGGUUGAGUCUUUAAAGGCUACUUCUGGAUCUCCUGUAACGACUUAUGAGAUAAUGAUUAUUUGUUCAUAGUAACUCUAUGUUACUGCAAUGAAUCCACGGGUCCUGUCAGUGAGAGCACUGCUCUUCCUCGGGCUUUGGCACACGGGAAGAAGAAGUUUAGCCUCAGCUCCAGAGCUGCAAGAUCCACCCAAAAAGAUAGCUAUAGUGGGAGCAGGUAUUGGCGGCACAUCUGCAGCGUUCUACCUGAGACAGGAGUUCGGACCUGGGGUGAAGAUCGAUGUCUUUGAACCAGGAUCUGUCGGUGGGAGACUGGCAACAGUGAAGAUGGGAGAUUACGAGUAUGAAACAGGAGGCUCAGUGAUCCAUCCUCUCAACUUACACAUGAAGCACUUUAUUGAAAAAUUAGGUAUUCCUUCAAGGAAAGAUGUCCCCUCAAAAAUGGCCAUCUUUGAUGGAAAGGAGCUCACGUUUGAAGAGAGUGACUGGUUCAUAAUAAAUUUCUUCCGCUUGCUCUGGCGAUAUGGGUUCAGCUUCCUUCGGAUGCAGAUGUGGGUGGAGAGUAUUUUGGAUAAGUUCAUGAGGAUCUACCAGUACCAGCAGUACGGUUACUCCUUCUCCAGUGUAGAGAGGCUGCUGCACGCCAUGGGUGGAGAUAGUUUUCUAACUCUGAUGAACCAGACCCUGGAGGAGACGAUGAUAGCUGAAGGAUUUUCACAGAUCUUCCUCAAUGAUAUUGUCGCACCCAUCACUCGAGUCAACUAUGGCCAAAGUGUUCGCAUCAACGGCUUUGUGGGUGCGGUGUCGUUAGCUGGAGCAGAUUCAGGCUUAUGGGCAGUAGAUGGAGGCAAUAAGAAAGUGUGCUCAGGACUGCUGUACUACAGUAAAAGUGAGCUCAUCUCUGCGAGAGUCACCUCUAUUUCUGUCAAGGUUCGACCAUCCAAAACAGGCCUCACCAGCAGUUUCUACGAGGUGAAUUAUGUCGACGAAUCCGGCUCAGCACAUGCUCUGUAUGACAUCGUGGUCAUAGCAACACCGCUUCACCAGGGAAAGUCUGACAUCACCUUCUCCGGCUUCUCCCCUCCAAUCCCAUCCCACUACCCUGGACGGUACCACCAGACCGUCUCCACUCUGGUCCACGGCAUGCUGAACAUGUCAUACCUCGGCACCACUGAGCCAGCCUCGCAGUUCACCGUGUCUGACAUCCUCACCACAGACACAAAGGGUUCCAUCAUCAACAGCCUGAGCUCCAUCGACCCCAUUCACAUCCCCUCUGAUUACAAACGUCCUCCUGCCAGCGAGGCCAAAGUGUGGAAGGUGUUCUCCCCUCAGUCACUUUCCAAGGAGCAGCUCAAGGACAUGUUCCUCUCACAGGACUCUGUGUCUGAGACGCGUUGGCUGGCUUAUCCUUCCUACCGCCCCCCACACAGGAGAACUCCCCCCUUUAUUCUUCACAACCGGCUGUACUACCUCAACGCCGUGGAGUGGGCGGCUAGUGCCAUGGAGAUGAGCGCCAUCUCAGCAAGGAACGUGGCCCUGUUGGCACAUCACCGCUGGCAUGGACAAGUCGGCAAGAUAGAUCAGGAGGACCUCCACACUCGACUACGAGGAGAACUCUGAGAACAAAAAAGCAAUAAAAGUUUAAACUCACAGGUACUCAUGGAAACGCCUGCUGCACUAUAAAAACACUCCUGUCAGGCAAACGUCUUCAGGUAUCUGGGCUUAACUGACCUCUUUAAGCACAAUUUCAUGGGUGUCACUGUGGUAAUUUUGACUAUUUUUUCUAUCUUCCUAUUACUGCAUCAAUGGCUUAGACCCGCACAGUAAGAAUGACAGAGAAGUCAAAGAAGACUUGUUUACAGUUCAGCAUGUAAACAGAUUAUGUUGACCUGGAUUUGGAGGGAGAUAAUCCCUUAAAGCAUAGAAAACAUGACUUAGCCUCCACAAAUCUCUGCAUUUUAGAAAGUGAAGAGUUUAACUACCAACAGAACCUUUACCAAAAUAAAAAUGAAAAAAGAAUUGUGGUAAUAGGUGGAAAAAAUGUGUACAUUACAUAGUAUGGCUGUAACUCUUAAUUACGGUCAGCAUUAAAACUCCUAUGAGGAGUUUUAAAUGAGCUAUGAAAUGGACUGAAAUUAAUGCUAAUCACCAUUUAGGAUCUAAAAAAGAAAAACACAAAUACUGAUUAUUUUUAUGAGGUUUUAGUAACGUGAGACUCUGCAGCAGGGUAGAUUUCAGACAAUGGAUUCUGCAAGGAAAGCCUUUAUUUUAGUAGUUGUCUUCCCAACAGGGGGCGGCAAAAUCAACACAAAUCAAAAACUCCUACAGGGGCUUAUGAUUAAUCCAACUAUGUGAAAUAUUUAAAGAAUUGUUAAAAAUGAUCAUCACAGAGCACAGAUGGCCUAGCAGUUAGGUUGCACCCGGGUUCUUGCCAGCUGGUGGCUUCUUCCUGCAAGCCAUUCCCGACUCUCAGCCCAUCUCAGACUGUCCUCCUCUAUGAACUAAGGCAUGAAAAGACCAAAAAUAGAUUUAUAAAGAAAGACCGCUACAAUCAGGGUCUGAAAUUAAUGGCCCCCAAGUUUGCACUUGGUAGGUUUUCUGUUUGGUAGUGUGCCAAGUGGCAGAUAAAUCUAUGUAAAGAAAUAGUCACGUAUAAGAAAAUGAUGCAAAGUUCAAAUUGGGUUUGUUGUGAGGCUCCUCUGUUGGAGCUGAACGCACACAGGAACGCCACUGCCAUGGAGUAACUGUCCAAACCACACAGCUCAGAAAACAUGCGAUUCAUGGCUCCAAGAAAAUGCAUCAUAAUGGUGAUAGAUACAUUUACUAAUAUGAAAUCCCUAUGCAUGUUUUUAGUCAGCUGAAAGAAGCGAUUAGUGUGCACAGGUGCUAUGGAGAAUCACUGAAACCAGCCUGACCACAAAGGAAAAAAGUUUUUAUUCAGACUGCACAAUUUUAGCCAGAACACUAAUCCUGAUUAUUUUGAGUAACAAUGUAAGCCCGAUUAACAAUUAUGUUUUUUUCUUUUGUUUUUUAAGGACUUUGUGGUUACAUAUUUGUUGUCAGAGCUGGACUGGGACAAAAAUCUGACCUGGCAUUUUUGGCCCACCUGUGCCCCUAACAGCUGGCCAAACACAACCCAUCAGUGUCUCUGUAAAUAGACCUGCUGUUCAGCUGUUCAGCAGUAUCCAUACUCAAGUGGUUCAUAAUAUUUAAGCUUAUUAUGACAGCUUUUGGAACACAUUUUACAUGCUAAAAUUGACAGCAAUCUGUGGAGAGCACAAUUAGAUUGGAUUAAUUGCGCAGCCCUAUUUGUGAUACUUCAGAAGAUGUGGCUGUGAUCAGACUGUCAGUAGGACUUUCUCCAUUCUUACUUUUUCACCAUAUCUGCAUUUAUUGUGCAGAUAGCUGCUGAUAGUUGCAAUUUCAAACUCUGUUUGACCCAAAAACGGAAGAUUUAUAUGCUAAAUAUAUGCUCCCUGUUACUCACAUUUUAUGUUAUGAUACACACAACACGAGCAGGGCUUUUAUGUGUUUAACACCACCAAAAGUGAAACAAAUGAUAGUGUAAAAACUCUCUUUUUGUCGACUAUAGAAGGCUUGUUAUUCACAGAAGGGUUUUUGUUGUGAUGGAUCUAAGGGGUGGCCCUUACUUUAAAAAUAGAAAUAAAAAAAAGGCAGAGCAAAGAAAUGAUUGCUGUUUUUUCCUGAUAUGAAAAAUUCUUUUCAUUUAAUGACAAAGAAAGCAGCAAAUGAUGCCGCUGAAUCCUGUAAAUCUUUGACAUUACUGACUGAAAAGUGACUGGAAAUGCUGAAUCAAUCAUCAAAAUCGCUCAGUGUUUCCUUUAUUCUGCUAAUCAAUGACUUGAUUAGUUGUUGUAUUAAUCUCUAGUGCCAGAUUUUGUCAUCACUGUGAAGCUUUCUGCACUACAGGGUACACACGUUCCUCAGUGUUCCUCUGUCUACCAGGGUGUCUUGUAAAGUAUUUUUCGAUGAUUUAAGUGUAAGUAUGCACAUUGCUGCCUGCAGCUAGCUUCCUGAAAAGCUGCUGAUACAACUAAACAUGGUAAGCCUUAGGCAAAAUGAUUUUUCUGGUAGUAUAAAUGUCCUUUUAAUUUUAAAGUUGUGUCUUCCUUUAAGCAGUCUACUGUAUGUUUGUGAGUUCAGGCAGCAGAGUUCUUUCACUAUGAUAUUUUCUUUGUUGUUUUUGUUGCUGUAAUUUUAAUGACGAUAAUGAAAGAGUCUGAUCGCACUGAUAAGAUAUGAGCUGUAUAUUUGUAGCUCUUUAACUCUGUAAUUGUGCCUUAUAAAUCCAUUAUUUGGCUUCAGUCUUUAUUGAAUGAGAGGAAUCCCUUUAAAGUAAGAGCUCCUUUAGUCCUGCAGGUCCCUUCUGUCCUGAUGUUUAAUGAAAUUAGACCAAACUGAAAACGAUGAUGCAUUUCUGUAUUUUGUUGUAACAUCUAAAGUAGAUUUGUUUCUGUGAUUUCUCUGAUGUCAUGAUUUUCAAACCACUGUCCUUUUCUUUUACAACUCUAAGAGACUAAACUGUUGUUAGUUUGAUAUCUAUGAAGCACUUUUAGGGGCCUAUUUUUGUAGAUUUUUCAAAGAUGUUUUCUGGUUACGACUUUAUGACAAAAUGUACUGUAGCAACAACAUUAAAGUGCUGGUUA
Molecule: messenger RNA, 4824 nt
Organism: Cheilinus undulatus (humphead wrasse)
Lineage: Eukaryota; Metazoa; Chordata; Actinopteri; Labriformes; Labridae
Gene: pcyox1
Product: prenylcysteine oxidase 1
Exons: 7
Coding region: 248-1777 (509 amino acids)
Biological process (GO): prenylated protein catabolic process; prenylcysteine catabolic process
Molecular function (GO): prenylcysteine oxidase activity
Source: RefSeq, a predicted model, not a curated record